GCACGACGCCAGUCCUGUGGCCAAGCCCUCAGACCCCACCCGCAGGAGCCCUGUUGGGGGCGCCACCCCAGCACCCCCCCAAAGGGCCCGGGCCUGUGGGGGAUUCUUCACGUGACGCGGUGAUGCAGAACGGUUGUGACCUUCAGUGUGUGUCUGCGAACGCUGGGGUCCCAGUAACAGUGCGGGUUUGCACCCGGCCCUGCCCGUGGGUGCGGGGACGUGUGGGUGUGUGGGCAUAUGUGGGCGUGUUGGGGAGGGUGCCCAGAGACAUGUGACAAAGACCCGUCUCUGGGAGAUGGUAAAGAGGCCUAGAGCUGGCGCUUUGUCUGGUUGUCUGCAGAGCCGCGGCGCCCGCCUGAGCGGUUGCAGGAUGCUUGGGCGCCAGGGUGGCCGAGGGCGCGCGCGCCCGUGCCAGGGUGAGUGCGCUGCGGCAGCGCCGUGGGGCAGAGUGGAGGGCUUGGCCGGGCCUCGGGCGUGACUGUGCGCCACCCGUGGGCGCUGCAGUGGCCGCGUGUCCCCGUGACCUCCCGAGCCCGGCUGGGGCCCGGGUGGAUCCCUGUGCCCCUCCCGGUCCACCUUCCACGUGCGUGUUCGCGGCGCGCGUGUCCGCCAGCGCGUACCCGCCUGCCUGUCGCCGCCGCCACCGCGAACGGCGCGGAGAAAAGGUGCCGGGAGCCGAGAGAGCCGGGGCCGAGGGCCCGAGCGCCAUGGGCCGGAGGGCGCGCGGCUGGCGGGCCCGGCCUCGCCCCCGCGAGAGAGCGGCCUGGAGUCGGCAGGGGCCGGCUGGGUCCGCGGGGAGGCCAGCCCGCGCCCCCUGAGCGACGGACACCAGGUGAGCCCCCCUCCCCCGCCCCGACAGGGCUCAGAGGGAGGCCCGCCCGGGGAGGAGCCACAGUCCACGCCAGGGAUUUGGGGGACGCCAUCCUCAGCCACGAAGGGGAAGGCACGGAGGGGGGAGGGGGCUGGCCGUUCCAGAGGAUGCCAGAAGGAAGUUCCCGGACCCUCCCUGCUCUUGGCCCUCCUCCACUUCCUGCCUCUUGCCUCACCUUGUUCCCAGUACCUGGACUCCCUUCAACUGUUUGGGAAAUGUGACCUUUACUCUGGGGGGCCCUAGUCUGCAGCCCCAGCCAUCUUUUCUCCCUGGGGUCCUCUGUGAGCCUCUUACCCAAACCUUCCCCAGUUCAGACUCUGGAAACUGGUUCCUGGGACUGUGCCCUGGGCACAAGUGGGCACAUGCCCUAGCCCCACCUGUGCCUGGGGCUGCGGCCCUUUCCCACAGGGCACUCACCAUGGCCCCGCCGCUCCUAUUGCUGCUGCUGGCCAGUGGAGCCGCUGCCUGCCCGCUACCCUGUGUGUGCCAGAACCUGUCGGAGUCGCUCAGCACCCUUUGUGCCCACCGAGGCCUGCUGUUUGUGCCACCCAACGUGGACAGGCGCACAGUUGAACUGCGCCUGGCUGACAACUUCAUCCAGGCCCUGGGACCACCUGACUUCCGCAACAUGACAGGGCUGGUGGACCUAACGUUGUCUCGAAAUGCCAUCACCCGCAUUGGGGCUCGCUCCUUUGGGGACCUGGAGAGCCUGCGCUCCUUGCACCUGGAUGGCAACAGGCUGGUGGAGCUGGGCAGCAGCAGCCUCCGGGGGCCUGUCAACCUCCAGCACCUCAUUCUCAGUGGCAAUCAACUGGGCCGCAUCGCUCCCGGGGCCUUCGACGACUUCCUUGACAGUCUCGAGGACCUGGAUGUGUCCUAUAACAACCUCCGGCAGGUUCCCUGGGCUGGCAUAGGCUCCAUGCCUGCCCUGCACACCCUGAACCUGGACCAUAACCUCAUCGAUGCACUACCCCCAGGUGUCUUUGCUCAGCUCAGCCAGCUCUCCCGCCUCGACCUCACCUCCAACCGCCUGGCCACCCUGGCACCUGAUCCACUCUUCUCCCGAGGCCGGGAUGCAGAGGCCUCCCCCUCCCCCCUGGUGCUGAGUUUCAGCGGGAACCCAUUGCACUGCAACUGUGAGCUGCUGUGGCUGCGGCGGCUGGCCCGGCCGGAUGACCUGGAAACCUGCGCUUCACCACCAACCCUGGCAGGCCGCUACUUCUGGGCAGUGCCUGAGGGAGAGUUCUCCUGUGAGCCUCCGCUGAUUGCCCGGCACACACAGCGCCUAUGGGUGCUAGAGGGCCAGCGGGCCACCCUACGGUGCAGGGCCCUUGGUGACCCUGUACCUACCAUGCACUGGGUUGGCCCUGAUGACAGGCUGGUUGGCAACUCUUCUCGAGCCUGGGCUUUCCCCAAUGGGACCCUAGAGAUUGGGGUGACGGGCGCUGGAGAUGCAGGCGCCUAUACCUGCAUUGCCACCAACCCUGCUGGUGAGGCCACAGCCCGAGUGGAGCUCCGGGUACUGGCCUUGCCCCAUGGUGGGAACACCAGUGCUGAGGGGGGCCGUCCUGGGCCUUCGGACAUUGCUGCUUCUGCUAGAACUGCUGCUGAAGGCGAGGGAACUUUAGAAUCUGAACCAGCCGUGCAAGUGACAGAGGUGACUGCCACCUCUGGCCUGGUGAGCUGGGGCCCAGGGCGGCCAGCAGACCCAGUGUGGAUGUUCCAAAUCCAGUACAACAGCAGCGAGGAUGAGACCCUCAUCUACCGGAUUGUACCAGCCUCCAGCCACCACUUCCUGCUGAAGCACCUGGUUCCUGGUGCUGACUACGACCUCUGCCUGCUGGCCCUGUCACCUGCUGCUGGGCCCUCCGACCUCACAGCCACUAGACUGCUGGGCUGUGCCCACUUCUCUACACUACCAGCCACCCCCCUGUGCCAUGCCCUACAGGCCCAUGUGCUGGGCGGGACCCUGACUGUGGCAGUGGGGGGUGUCCUAGUGGCUGCCUUACUGGUCUUCACUGUGGCCUUGCUGGUUCGGGGCCGGGGAGCUGGGAAUGGCCGCCUCCCACUCAAACUCAGCCAUGUCCAAUCCCAGACCAAUGGUGGCACCAGCCCCAUGCCCAAGAGCCACCCACCACGGAGCCCUCCACCCCGUCCUCAGCGCAGCUGCUCCCUGGACCUAGGAGACACCGGAGGAUGCUACGGGUAUGCCAGGCGCCUGGGAGGAGCCUGGGCCCGGCGGAGCCACUCUGUACAUGGGGGGCUGUUGGGAGCUGGGUGUCGGGGGGUGGGGGGCAGUGCGGAACGGCUGGAGGAGAGCGUGGUGUGACAGAAAGGGCAGCCUCUUUUGUGCCCUGAGGAAGGAGCAGUGCCACUGUUGGGCCCAGGUGGCAGCACCCAGCCUGGGUGGGCAGCACGGCCCUGGGUCCCACUCUGCUUUUUAUCCUCAGUACCUCAGGCCCCCAUGUACUUGGUGGGACAGCAAACCCUUUCCUUGGUUUUGGCCUCCAGACUAAAGGGACAGGUCCCACCAACAGGUGCUCAGAGCCACCAAGGCAGGGGCUGUAGCCACCAAGAGGGAGUCUUGUUUCUAUUUAUAAUAAAAUUGUUGGGGACACUUCAG
Messenger RNA from Mus pahari (shrew mouse), 3494 nucleotides. RefSeq names its product leucine rich repeat and fibronectin type III domain containing 4 (gene Lrfn4). Lineage: Eukaryota; Metazoa; Chordata; Mammalia; Rodentia; Muridae. Gene Ontology annotation, molecular function: protein binding. The record is from RefSeq and is a predicted model, not a curated record. Bases 1290 to 3200 code for a protein of 636 amino acids. The transcript is spliced from 2 exons.